AUGGCACAGUUUCUUAAUAGUUCAUCUGUUGAUCAUGAAGGGUCAAGAGCGACGAUGCGAACUCCUGACUACAAGCUGUCACCAUUGAAACUUCUCGAUGUCAGUAUUAACGAAUCUAGGCAAGCAUCUGAAAAUUCUCAAGAGAUACCAUUCGAUCGUAAUGAGUGGCUGGUAGUCGAACCGCUUUCAGGUAGACAACGUCCGCCUCGACAAAAUGAAUUCCUACAGCGUCUUCUCAACAAUCCACGGUACUCUUCCUAUAUCACUUGGAUAGAUCAGUCCACUGGUUUAUUUACAAUUCUAUUGCCAAAUGAAGUGGCUAGGCUAUGGCAAAAAGUGAAACAUCGACAAACUAGUAAAGAAAUGAACUACGAUAAGUUUUCCCGAGGCUUGCGAUCGAAUUAUCAUAAAGGAUUGAUGGAGAAAACGUAUAAGAAAUAUACAUUUCGCUUUGUCCAACCAACAAAUCAAGAAACUGACAUGUAA
Molecule: messenger RNA, 486 nt
Organism: Adineta ricciae
Lineage: Eukaryota; Metazoa; Rotifera; Eurotatoria; Adinetida; Adinetidae
Source: the annotation of a GenBank genome assembly